This is a messenger RNA of Rubroshorea leprosula, 1358 nucleotides long. Lineage: Eukaryota; Viridiplantae; Streptophyta; Magnoliopsida; Malvales; Dipterocarpaceae. The record is from the annotation of a GenBank genome assembly.
ACCUUUUGUUUAUGAAUGGGCAUUUUCUGAAUAUAACUCAGGGAAAAAGUCUUCACUUGUGCACAAAAGUCUGGAAUCUGGACCAUUUUUUCAUCCUACAGAUGGAAUCAAAAUCACUGAACUGGCAAUGCAAUGUGUGGAUUAUAACCCUGAAAUGCGCCCAACAAUGAGGCAAGUUGUUGCAUCUUUGCUGGAAUUGUCUAUUGUUUGCCAUCAAGCUGACCUUUUGGGCAUCAGUCAGACUGGUGAUGCUGAGAUGCAAAAGGAUAAACUCUCAGGAUUCUUCUCAGAUUCAAUUCAUGAUGAAAGGAUUCUAAAUAAAGGAAAAGAGUGUACUAUGAUACAAAGUUAUUCUUACAAGGACCUAAGUUUAUGCACCAAUGGACUCAGUGAAGAGAACUUCAUAGGAAAGUUCCACUUCGGCAAAGUGUAUGUCACAGAGAUGAAUGGGAAAAAUGUAAUGGUGAAAAUAUGGGACUCAGACUCUAAAUUUUAUCAAGUUUCUUUUCUUCAAAACCAAGACAGGUUGUUGGAUGAGCUCGUUUUACUUCUGCAUCCAGUACUGAUAUCCCAUCCAAACCUUGUCAACUUGAUGGGAUACUGCUAUGAAGGAGAAAAUCUUGGUGUUGUUUAUGAUCUUGAGCCUCUAAAUACUCUCCAUAACCUCCUAUUAAACGAUACUUUUACAUGGUCUGAAAGAAUCAGAGCUGCUCUUAAAUUUGCAUGCCUGCUCAAAUUUUUACAUGUUGACACUCCACACUUUCGCCAAUUUCUGGUUCGCAACAUAGCUGCAGCUCACUUAAUUCUUCACCAGGAUCACAAUCUGAAGUUGUUUGAUUUUGUUCUGAUUUCUGGUGGCAUCUUUCCUGAUCGUACAAAACAGAGGGAGUGUGUACAUGGGUGCAUCGGCUACAUUGAUUUUGAUCUUGUGAAAGAUUCAUGGUCAGAAACAAGUGAUGUUUUCUCUUUUGGCGUAGUACUCAUUGGGCUAAUAUCUAAAAGAGUUUGCACUGAAGAAGAGGCGGAAUUGGGAGAACCUUUUCUUUAUGAAUGGUUAAACUCUCAGUACAAUGAGAAAACUUCAGACUCGGGAUUCGACAAGACCAAGUUUUCAAUUGUGCACGAGAGCCUAAAAGGAGAUCCAGGUUUCUGUGCCAGUGAUGGAGUUGCCAUUACGAAGUUGGCAAUGCAGUGCGUAGAGGAGGAUAAAUAUGAUAGGCCUACGAUGAAGCAAGUUGUUAAGCAACUCCUCAAUCUCAGCAUUGUUCGAAAAAACAUGCCUCGUACCUAGACGACCAUCAAAUGCUACGUUAGUUUUAACUUACCCUGUAACCAAAAAUUAAACACCUUGAGCUUUU